AUGAUGGCCGAUUCGCCCGCCAGCAAUACCGGCCCGGCCAUGGCUGGGGUUCCUGCAGGGACGGUGGGUGGUGGUGGUGGAGGCCCUCAUGACCCCACCGUUAUCCCCCAGUGGAAAAAGGAACUGAUCCAACGGCGCAAGAACCUAGCCAAAACGAUCGGAGCCGUCGCAACGCAAGUUCACGAUUCGGCUUCGACGGUGGCCGCGGCCAUUUCUGCUUCCGCUUCGUCGCCGGUAACCGCUCAUCCGCGCACACCCACCGGAAGUGGGGCGUUCCCUGUUGGGAGUCCUUUUUACGCCGGUUCCGGAACGAAAGACACCACCACAUGUGCGCAAGCCGAUGCAACUACAGUGACUGCCAGCGAAACGCUGCAUCAGCUGUCCGGUGGCGCAGAACAACCAGUAGCAGCCGAAUCGUCAGGACAGUUGGCUGAGAACAGUGGAAAUAAUAACGAUUUCACAUCUUGCUCCAUUUCCGACCAUGCGACAGUCACGACAACAGCAUCUCCAACGUCACCUGGCGGUGCUUUUGCCGGUGUUCAUUAUGGAGCAGCGAAUGAACACCUCCAGCAGCAGCAGCACUAUCACCACAGUCAACAACACCACCACCAGCAGCAGCAGCAGCAGCAGCAGCGAGGUGGUGUUGGUAGUGCCACACGCGGCCCAGCUGAAGCCGUAGCAGUGUUGGUGCCACCAUCGACAGCUCCAGCAAGUGGAUCAUCGCCAUCGUCGCUCCCCACGGCUAACGGAGCUCAUUCGCAUUCCAAUGCCACAACACAACACAGUUCGGAACAGAGCGGCAGUAGUGCUGCCAUCGGAUCCGCAACACAACACCGCACCACGGGCGGCACAGUGAUCGUCGAGCGUGAAAGUUCGUCCGUCUGCUCAUCAGCAGCAGUAGUUGGUGGCAAGGUGGUAUCGGGAACGCACUCUCCGACGCAACAACAGCAGCAGCAGCAGCAACAACAUACUUCGAGGGACGGCGUUGCAGCCAGGAAGAUGGUGGCAGCUACGGCCGCGGAAGAGAUCGUCGUUGUCUACGAAAAAAGCUCCGUGCUCGGGGGUCUGGAUGUGACGGGUGGUGGCGGUGGAGGCAUCGUGGGCGGUGGUGGUGUUGGUGGUGGUGGUGGCGGUGGUAUCGGAGAUGCCGGCGAGGAGCUAAAGUACGGGCCAGGGAUCGUGUCGCGGUUGCGCUGUCGCUAUCUCAGCCUAGCCCUACGCCAAUCCGUGGCCAAACAGCGUCCUUCGCUGAAUAGCAUGCGCCGUGCGACAAGCCUCAAUAACCUGCUGGAUGAGGAAAGUGAGGAUCUGAGUGAGCGCGAACAAUCGAUCGGUAGCGAAGGUACCGGAGGUGGAGGAGUAGGUCAGCAGCAGAAAAAGUACCAAUCGCAGAAUUAUCAUCACCAACACCAGCACCACCAACAGCAGCAACAGCAGUACCAUCGCGAACACUACACCAACGGAAACGGCAACAAUCAUAACCAUAACCAUAACCAUCAUCAGCAGCAGCAACAGCAGCAGAUUCAUCCAACGGUAGUUCUGCAGGCGCCUCCAUACCUAAAGCAGCAGCAGCAGCAGCACCAAUUCGCCCCGAAACAACAGCCGUGGGUCCAACAGCAGCACCAGCAACAACUCCAGCACCAAGAGGAGCAACAGCCAGGAGGUGGUGCGGUCAAGACGGCACCGUUUCUGCGCGGCGUGCAAAACAGUUAUACGCGAGCGAGCCGUCAGGUGGAGAAGAAGAACGAGUACAAUCGCUACACCAAGCACCAUCGAGGCGCUGGUGGUGCCGAUGCGAUCCUGCUCAAGCGUGCCCGCUCAGUCGAGGCUUUGGUGCGCUACGAUCACAAGGCCUGGGAGCGAGACGCAGCCAACCCAGUAGCCUCAGCAGCAACAACGGCAACAACAGCUCCUCCGGCACCGGUUGCAGUAGCUCCAGCAACCGUAGCAACAGUUCCAUCAACAACCAUCACCACCGUGUCGUCCUCUGUCGAGGUGGGCAGCAAUGUGAUCAUACUGGACGAGAUCGCGCAGCCAACGACGGCGACGACGACGACGACGGUAACGGCGACGCCGCCGGCGGCGGUGGCUGCAGCAGUAGUGACCGCUCACUUGAACGAGGGGCACGUCACAAGCAACGGUAUAUCCAGUUCGAACUUGAUCACCACCACCGGCAGUCCAACGGCGUCGACGGCGACGGCGACGGCGACGACGACGACGACGGCGGCGAUGCUGCUGAAUGGGAAAGGUGCCACCGGUGCAGGAGGAGCACCAGAUUUGCCGCUUUUGGUCAGCGAUUGCGUGACGAUCGAGGAGAAGAUCAUUAACGGGCGCGAGAAGGGUGAUCCGAAACCGAAGCGGUUGACCUCGUUCAUAGACGCCGACGAGCGGCCACCGCCGGAUGUGGUCAAGCAGACGAUGAAGAUCUUCGAAGCGAAUGCGAACCGUCGUGGUGGCCGACCAACGGCCGGAACCGGUGGCGGUGUUGUGACGUCGGUGGCCACAACGGCGGUUGCCGCCGGUAGCGAAGUCGCACACAAAGUGGCCAGUUAUCGAUCGAUCAUCAUCUCGGGUACGGUGACCACACCACCGGGCGUAACAACGACGGCAGCAGCGGCGGCGGCCAUUGCGGGUGAAAAACCACCCAUCACACACCCGAAACCUCCGUUAAGCCCCAAAAAGCCAAAUAUCAAACCACGCACCGCUAGUCCGAAGCAACAGCAGCAGGUUGUUAGUGCCGCCGCAGGUAAACCGCCACCGACACCGAAAACGCUCGAGGCGGUUAACAAUCUGAAGAACGUCGCUUUAACACCGUCGUCGUCGUCGUCGCCGCCGCCGGUGGUAGCUGUUAAAAACCACAACAAACCGCCGACGGUGGGGAUGACAGAAGCCCCCAAGCAACAACAACAACAACACCAACAACAAGCUACGCCUCCAUCGCCUCCAGCACGCAGCAAACACACCACCCCGGUGGUGGCCAAUGGGGCCAACGGUGGUAGUGGUGUUGGUACGAAGGGCCCACAAAGCGACGCACUCAAGAACGGUGCGACGAUUCGUGAUCACAACAACUACGAGAACGGUACGACGCAGACACCAUCAACGGGCGCUAAGACGCUGUCGUCGACGACGACGGCAACGACGUUGGCCACACCAGGGUCAGACCACCAACACAUGCACACCAGCGGUACAGGCAAUACGGCACGGGAAGCGGCAACAUCGCCGACGACGACGACGACGACGGGAAUUUGCGACUCGCCUUCGAUCCAGCAACUCACGGGUAAGCUCGCCAGUCUGCAUCUGGCGACCUCUACGCCGACUGGAGCUGCGAACGGGUCGGUUCUGGUGCAGGAUCGACGCAACCUUGAUUACGUCACGAGUGAGGAGGACGACACGACCACCGCCGAGGAGGAGGAGGAAGAAGACGAAGAACAGGAGGUGCGGGAUAAGGUGGAUCACGGGAAAGCUGGCGGCAUCACCGGCGCCAGCGGUUCUUACACCGUCAAUCCGGACUCGAGCGAAGAAGGUGAGGACGUGCCAGCAGUGGGUGGUGGAAGUGAACACGACGCGGACGGUGAGGACGAGGUGAGUCCGGACAGUAGCGAGGAGGAGGAGGAGGAGGAGAACGAGGAGCAUCGAUCUGUGCGGAAAAUUUCCCGCACCGCCAUGGAAAACAUCGCCCGUGCCGGUACUACGACGCAGUUCCGGUUUAACGGAGCUGUCAAAUCAUCGUAUCUUCCGGGGGCCAGCGGCGCUGGUGGUGGUGGGAUGACACCCGUGGCCAGCAACAAACCACCCGCCCCACCGAUUCCGAUGUCACGGGAAAGCCUGACCGGUGGUGGAGUAGGAAAGCCACCACAGAUCGAGGCCAACGGGCGUCUGCCGCCAGAGGGCGCUAGUGUGGUGACCUCGUCGAACAGCAACGGUGUCAGUAGUGGUAGUAGUAGUGCCCUCUCAGCAGCCAGUGUUGCCAGUGGAGGUUCUAGUGCGAUCGUACCGGGUGGUGCUUUGAUCCCAACAGCAGUGCCGGUGCCGGUGCCUUCGUUAACGCGGCGCGAGAUCGAGAAGAAUCAAAUCAAUCGCGAGAAAAGCGGUGAAUCCGUCGCCGUACCGGUGUCGUCCGGAACGAACAACGCUAACGGUGCCGGUUCGGGCGUGCAAGUGGCAAGUGCGAAUAAUGGUUCUGGUGGUGGUGCGAAUGGUGCUGGUGUGAAACCGACGAUGGCGCCGACGACGGCGAUCGACAGUACCACGUCGUUUGUGGCCAAGUGGGGAACCGGUGGGAGUGCCGGAACGGUGGUGAGUGGCCAAUCGCCCCUGGCCGGGUUGGUGCCGGUGCGUAAGAAGACGAAACCACCGCCAAGCCACCAGCAGGAUGGCACCAACACGAUGGUGUUUAACUUCAGCGAUCGCAAGGACGUGCCGGACUACAUCGAGAACGAUGGCGUCAUCAUCCGGCCACGCCCGAGAGAACUUCCCAAGCCCGGCGAGUCCGGUUUCGUGGUGCUGGGCGACCUGACACUGGAAACCUCGACCGAUCCGGACGACGCGUGGGCCACUGGACCGCCAUCGCCGUGCAACGGUGAAUUCGCCAACGCCUACAUCGUGAUCAAUGGCAAAUCGAGCAUGAGAAACAAGACUAGUAGAAGUAGUAAGUUCAAAAUUCAGUUCGACGAUUCGCUCACCUCCACGUACGAGUAUCCCUCGGAGACGUCCCUGCUGGAGGCGAACGGGUAUGACGACGCGGACACCGGAACGGACGCGAACGGCGCCGCAGGACUCGCCUUCGUCGACAACGGCCUCCUGUCGCACACCAACAAGCUCCUUUCCUCGGUGCCACUCGGUUCUGCGCCGUUCGCUAGUUACACCCCAGUAAAAGCCGCCAUAGACACGACCUUCGAGCUCGGCGUGACCCGUACGCCGUCCCCGUCGGCAGCCAGCACGGCCAGCAGCACCGGCUCGAACGGAAGCCUUACCACAUCGAGCAACAGCAGCAACCAUAGUCAGCACUCUGCCACAUCCGCCACUUCAACCCACAGCGAGCAGAAGGCACAAUUGCAGCACUCCACCGUUAGCAGCAAUGGUCACCAUCACCACCAGCUUCAGCAGCACCAGCUCGACCGGCCGAACAACAACGGUCUGCACAGCAAUGGCCACAGCAACGGGGACGCGAUGUUGAACGGCGAACCGCUUCUGGGUAGCAGUGGGACUGGCGAACCGGAAAGCAUCCAGUACCUCAAGCCGGCUUCCGACGAACAAACGGUCAACUGGAGUCAAGGCACGCGCGUCACGGAUCUGCUGUUCUAAGCUCGUCGCCCUCGUCCCGGUGCCCGUCGUGGACACAUCCCCUGUACAGUUUAUGCUUUAGCGAUUUAGUGAGAGACAGAGUGCUCCCGAUGGAGGUGUUAAACCCCUCCCGGAAGUUACUUCUGCCAACUGGCCACCCGUCGUCGUUGUGGUUCUGCCGCAAGCUAAGAGGUGGUUCGAUUUGAGAAUUUGUACAUCGAACUCCAUAUCCUUCGUGCUUACCAUCGAAAAGAGUGACACAGAGAGAGAGAGAGAGGCAGACAGAGAGAAUGAAAGCGACUCGAAGCGGCGCUCAUCGUGGCUUUUCGGUGGUGGAUUUUAGUCUUAUCCCUGAUAUGUAUUCUCAGUUAUUGAAUUUCUUCCUUCCGACCUCAUCUGAAGGGAACGGGAAUGAACAGUGGAUGAACGACGACGAUGGUUCUGUUCUCCGUAUCUUCCCUGCUCCCUUCCCAUAAUAUCGCCCCACGUGGGUCGCAUUGAUUGCGAUUCUUCCGAGUUAAAUUCUUUUUCCUCGCGAGGAGAGUGUGAGCUCUCCUCACAGGACGAGGACAUUCCCUAUAUGUUUUGUUUUGUUUUUCUAACUUCUUUAUGGAAAUCGGGCUUUUUCCGCGUUCCUUUCACCCCGCGCAAUAGAUUGCCACGUUUUAUGAACUAAAGUGAAUAAAAAUUAGUAGCAUAAUAGAGAUUAACGGAAAAGGCGUUGCUUAUACAUGGCCACACCACACCAGCACCGUUGCUUCUGCACGCUGGGACUGAUUUUUGCUGCCUCAGCACAUGUCGUUAAGCGAGAGGGAACUGAAAUCAGACUAAUUCCGAGAACAUUCCUCAAGAUCCUUGGCGCCCUUCUUCCCUGCGACACAUGCGUGUGGGGGAAAUCGUGAGCUGGUUGAGCUGCGAGCAGACACACCAUGCCCAAAAAUAUUGUGAUUUAAUGAGAAACGCCCUUGCGAAGGAGCUGAAGUUGGGUGAGCGAAUACGAGGGCUGGUGUUGAGAAAGCAGCACGAUCCAGGCGAAACGAGACACAAGAAUUAUUGCUAUUGUCACUACUCGUAUAACUACUAUUAUUAUAUUAUUAUUAUUGUGAAAACUUAUACAGAGACGGUAGACACGGAAUACGACGGCUGCGCUAGGUAGCAGUAGAGUAGAAUAAGAUUUUUUUCUCUUUUUAAGAACGUACAUUGUAUAAAGCACGCAUCUUACGAUCGGUGUUUGACCACCGGUAUGGUGGCAAAGUGUGAAAAGAAACGUUGGAGAACAACGGCAAGAGGAAACACCCGACACGGAGAAGCAACUUGGCCACCAGAAAAUGAGGAUUACGAGUUUUGAUUGCUGAUUGCGAGUAUUUUAGCUUUCCGACAUUGCUGCAAAUUAGCCGGAGCUUUGCCGCUGCAGAUUGAUUGCGCUCCUUGCUGGUUUGUUUGGGCGCAUUUAAAGCCUCAAAAGUACGACCUCCUGCCUGUUAGCGAUCGAUGGGCACCAUAAGCAUGUGAUUGAGCGUAGAAAUUACAGAGCCUUUUUUCGGGAACCAGCAAUAGUGUGUAAGGAUGCCGAGAAUGAGAGAGAGAGAGAGAGAGAGAGAGAGAGAGAGAGAACGAUGCAAUUUGAAAAGUCGAGCGCGCGCGAACCCGUUCUACCGAAACACUGCCGGACUAACGUGUACGUGCCCUCCCAACCAAAACGGUGAAGGAGUUGCCUCAGAGGUGCCGUGCUUUUAUUGUUAGUGUGAUAGCAGGUGAUAAUAGUGCAGUUUUUGCAUGCUUGCAGAAUAGAUUCCUUUCCCUCUUGCCCAUAGCUAGCUUUCUCCUCCGGUGCGUCGGUUGGCUACCAUUUCUGGUUUCUGGCCGCUAGAGCGCGCUUGCAUUAAUCAUUAUCCUUAUUACUCUCUUCGGCUUGGCUCCUUUUGCAUGGCAGUUCGCAUUCCAUAUGAUGCAAGAGAAUUAAUGACCGCGAAUGGCUUCAAUUUUACGGGAACCUCGAUCCAGUAUCGAAAAAAAAGGAGAGGGAGUGUGUUCCGUUUCGAGGGGUUAUUUUCUUCGUUCUAGUUACGCUCCCAAAAUUCCAUAACGUUCUUUGCGUAUUUUUUAUACAUAUACAUGCAUAUAAAUCGUAUACAAAAUAAAUCUAUCGACAAGACAGUCUUAAUGCAUUUUAUGCAACCAGAGUAAUUUACUAAAGGUGUAUGAAUCUGUAGUGAAA
Messenger RNA from Anopheles nili, 7501 nucleotides. RefSeq lists its product as uncharacterized. The record is from RefSeq and is a predicted model, not a curated record. The transcript has 6 exons. Bases 1 to 5304 code for a protein of 1767 amino acids. NCBI's taxonomy places the organism in Eukaryota, Metazoa, Arthropoda, Insecta, Diptera, Culicidae. Gene Ontology annotation, cellular component: nuclear membrane; rough endoplasmic reticulum membrane. Gene Ontology annotation, biological process: neuronal signal transduction; chemotaxis. Gene Ontology annotation, molecular function: microtubule binding.